AAAAUGUACAUGCUUACAGUCUCAGUACAAAAAUUAACCAAGUGGGCAUCUGCAGUUUCUUGAUGGAGAGGUUCUCCAUUGAACCUCCAACAAUCUUUUGGAUCUCUCCUGCAUACAUACACUUAUGUGCUUGGCAGUGUCCAUUUGCAAGAAUCCCUGAACUCAACAAAAUAAUCUCCUACCUUUCGAAAGGCCUCAGAUUAACCGCAGUAAUGAAAUUUCCUUUUGCGUGUUUAAUCUUGUGGGGAUCAAGAUAUUGCAAAGCUACGUCACAAUGUGACACAGGCAUCUUUCUAGCGGAAAUCGUAUAAAAUAAAAAGCUUUGGUUUCGAGGAGGAUGUUCUGGGGAGGUGCUGAGGAGUGAGCACUGUGCAUAGCCACAGAGUGAGGUCCUUUGAGAAAGCGAAUGUUCAAUAAUUAGGCUUACUGAAGCAGUGAAGCCAAAGCCAUGUCAAGUUCACUAGCAUCAGUAGCCGCAGUUUCUGCCGGGGCACUUGCAUUGGUGGCUGUACUAGUUGGACUCGUUUGGUUUUGCAUGUCAAAGCUGAAUUCUUCAGCUAACAGGAAUUCCGAGACGGGUUCUUCUGAUCCAUCUGCAUUGGUUGACUGGAAUAGGGGAGGUGGGUCUAGUUCAGGAGCAGCUCCGCCGCUAUCCGGGCCCCAGGGAGCAAGACAGUUUACAAUGCAAGAGUUGGAGCUAGCUACCAGGCAGUUCGAUGAGAGCAAUCUCAUUGGACAUGGAAGUUUCGGUUUGGUCUAUAAAGGUUUACUUCGUGAUGGAACGGUUGUCGCCAUCAAAAGGCGCACAGGUGUGCUUCAACCAGAAUUUGUCACUGAGGUAUCAUAUUUGUCAGAGAUUCGCCAUCGUAAUUUAGUCACUCUCUUGGGCUACUGCCUUGAAAAUGGGUGUCAGAUGUUAGUCUUCGAAUACCUACCAAAUGGCAGCAUGUGCAACCAUCUUUAUGACACAGGACAAGAAUCUUCGACUAAGCUAGAGUUCAAGCAGAGGAUCUCCAUUGCUCUUGGGGCUGCUAAAGGCUUAUGCCAUUUGUAUAGCCUUAGACCUCCAUUGGUGCACAAGAACUUCAAAACGGCUAAUGUCUUGGUUGAUGAGAAUUUCAUAGCUAAAGUCGCAGAUGCAGGGCUCAUGAAACUUCUUGAAAAGAAAAAGAUAGAAGCAGGUCCAUCUCGCGCAUCUGUCAGUGUUUUCCAAGAUCCAGAGGCAGGAGAAUUGGGUGGUUUCUCUGAGAUGAGCGAUGCAUAUAGCUUCGGAGUAUUUCUUUUGGAGCUUGUUACCGGAGAAGCAGCUCCGAAUAUGAUAUUGUCAGGGCAUGAAAGCUUAAUCCAGUGGGUGGAGUCCCAUGAAAGUUUGAUAAACCUUGUGGACCCUCGGCUAGUCGGAACUUUCACAAUGGACGGAAUAAGGGACUUGAUGAGGUUAACAUUGUUGUGCAUGAUUUCCCCUCGCGAAAGGCGACCGAAGAUGGACGCGAUUGCGUGGGAGCUCGAGAGGAUUCGGGAGAAAGAGAUGGCUUUGACGACAGUCAUGGGCGAAGGAACUGCCACAAUUACUCCGGGCAGCGAGUUGUUUACGUCUUAAUCAUCCAGGGUUGUUAAAAUUUGUGCUAUAGGGGUCCAUUAAGUGAGAGCAAAGCUGUAAACUUGAUGGACCUGGCUAUUAGAAGCUAUAGGCGGGGAGUGAGCAAUUACAGUGCGUGGCUGUGCGUGUGGAUCUGUGGGAUAUUGCAGCCAAACUAAACGUCAUGAAUUGAUUGUAUUUGAUGAUCUGAAAUAAUAGUUUCCAGAAGGAAGAUUGAUCUAAAGCACACCGAGAUCCCGUGACUUUCUAGGAUGCACAGCAACUACGAAGGCUUCUUCUUGUAUGCCCUUCAUUUUCUUCCAAGAGUCUUAACAAACCAUAAGAUUAGAUUUAAACUCUCUACUUUAGUUUAACGAGGAAGAAAUAAAAAAGCAUCAUUCUGCUGCAGACCUGAACUUUUUUUUUCCUUACCUGCAUUAAGUCAAAUAACCAUGACGAUUUUAGAAUAUCAAUUGAGCCAAAGACAUACUUCUGCGCAUUCAAACAAGCAUCAGCUCUCAUGACAUUCCCACGUUGAGAUCUACAUCAACCCAAACACUCGUGGAGCCACAAGGGAAAAGAGUGCAAAAGCUGGCCGAAAGUGUUGUGUCCUUGGAAAAUGCUGAGCGAUCAGAAACAGGAAAAAGAUCAGCAGAAA
Messenger RNA from Syzygium oleosum, 2237 nucleotides. RefSeq names its product putative serine/threonine-protein kinase. Gene Ontology annotation, biological process: protein phosphorylation. The coding region runs from base 449 to 1600 and encodes 383 amino acids. The transcript has 9 exons. Lineage: Eukaryota; Viridiplantae; Streptophyta; Magnoliopsida; Myrtales; Myrtaceae. The record is from RefSeq and is a predicted model, not a curated record. Gene Ontology annotation, molecular function: ATP binding; protein kinase activity.